CGUUAAAAAUUGUUUAAAGCAAAAUGAACAAGAAUAUUUUAUUUUAUCAAAUUAAUAAUAAAAAAUUUCUAUGUUUUUAAAUAAUAAACCGUGUUAUUCUUUUUUGAUGAAUGAAGUAAGUAUUUUUGAUGUCCCACCAAGUGCGGUAAAAAGUGUGAAAAGGGUAAAAAAGUUGGAAGAACUCAGGCAGCAUUGGUGGAAAGUCCCCAAUGCGGCGGAGUUCGACGCCGAGGGAUGAUGGGGAGCAACAACCUAAACGCUGUGUUCUACGCCAAGGAGUACCACCCGAUUCAGUCCGGCAGCAUCGACGGCACCGAUAUUCUUCCCCACGACAGCGCUGUUUACCGGGCACUUCUCUGCUCCAAUGCCGCCCUCUAUGAUCCUUUCGGAGACCCCAAAGCUCGCGGCGAUCCUUACUGCACUCUCUUCGUGGGCCGCCUCUCUCGCUUCACCACCGAAGACACGCUUCGCGAGGUGAUGAGCAGAUAUGGAAGGGUGAAGAACUUGAGAUUAGUCAGACACAUUGUAACAGGUGCUUCAUGUGGUUAUGCCUUUGUUGAAUUUGAAACAGAUCGUGAGAUGCGUCGGGCAUACAAGGAUGCACACCACAAGAUCGUCGAUGAUUCUGAAAUCAUAGUUGAUUACAAUAGGCAGCGAUUGAUGCCAGGAUGGAUUCCAAGAAGGCUAGGAGGUGGACUUGGUGGCAAAAAAGAAUCUGGACAACUUCGAUUUGGAGGCCGUGAGAGGCCAUUUCGUGCCCCAUUGCGACAGAUUCCCUAUGAUGACCUGAAAAGGCUAGGAAUACAGCCUCCACCAGAGGGACGAUACAUGUCCCGCUUUCAGGAUCCAUCACCACCUAGAAGAGAAAGGAUCUCUGGAGACAGCGAAGAUUCCCCCCUUCACAGCUACAAACAGAACAAGAGGGUUCAUCAGCACGAGAUGCCACCCAAUCAGGAACAUGAUUCCAGCAGACACAAGCAUUCCACAAGCAUAGAAGACACAUCUCAGAAGAACCAAAAGCGCCGCAGGAGAGGAAGAAGAUCCUCCAGCCCUGAUUUGUCUUCUGAAGGGAGGAGGAGUUCAAGGGACAGGGAAGAGCGCCCCUCUCUCCAUCACCGUAACCAAAGUCGGCAUAGCAGCCAGCGGUCCCCUCUUCAUGACCGCUCGUCUGUUGAGAGCUCGAUUCACAGGGACGAACUUCGUUCUGUGCACAGGUCCCCAUCACAUCAUCAUGACAGGUGGUCACCAGGCAAGAAGAGGAAGAAGUCUCCUGUUGGUUAGGUAAAAUUGCAAUUUCUGUCAAAUUUUUCUAUAACAGUCAUCAUCUAUACUUGUAGUUUGUACCCAAAACUUAAGACUUGACUUUUUGAAAAUGACAAAGACUCUUUAAUAUUCCAUAUUUACUGCUUAGGGCACAAAAAAAUGAAUCACAAGUUUAAACAUUUUAUCAUCGUGCCAAGAAGUUAGAAUCUCUGGAAAACAAGCUACAAUUGUCAAAUUUUUUUCCCAUUAACUCAAGAAAAUACAUGUACAAUU
Cuscuta campestris is the source of this 1536-nucleotide messenger RNA. The record is from the annotation of a GenBank genome assembly. Lineage: Eukaryota; Viridiplantae; Streptophyta; Magnoliopsida; Solanales; Convolvulaceae.